AUCACGCACUUGUCCUUGACCUGCAAGAAAACUUUCAAUGGCGGCAAAUAUGAUCACAAUAAUGUCUUUGAAAAAACAUAAAUACACUGAUUCAAAAUAAUGGGAAUGAUUAAAGAGAUUGUUAUUUAAAAAAUCCCAAACUAUUCAAAACCAUGGCAAUGAAGAGGAGAUUGUCAGAUUAUCUCCAAGGUAACAACCUCCCUGUACCAACAGAUUCAGGUGCUGUUCCUUUGUACAGAGCACAGAAAGUUAGCUUUAAACUGUUUCAACAAAAAGAAACUGUUCAUAUGAAAUCAUUGUACCCGUUUUUAACAAAAUCUCAAAUAAACUCAAAAGUUCGAGAACUGUGGAAAAAUAUGUCAGCGGAUGAAAAACAGAAUUUUAGUAAGAUUGUUUUAACUAAAACACCAACCAAGUCUUCCCCAUUUGCCAAACAAACCAAAAGAAUGGGAAGCAACUCUUCAAAAGACAGACGAAGCAAAUGUAGCAUUUGGAAAGACCAAAAAACAGAAGUAACAUCUCCGGUAUACAAGAGUGACUUUGAUAGUCAGAACAUCACAUCCUCUCCAAAUUGGUUGACAGAAAACUCUCCAAUUCCAGCAAAAAAGGAUUACACCAAAACCAAAGAUCAACCUGAUAAUGUUAUUUCUGAGAUCAUAGAUGAAACUCCUAAUAAACAGCCAGGAAUAUUGAAACAAACAGAAAAUAUAGGAUAUGAAGAAACCACACCACCGUCAAAAAAGAAGACUAGAGUGAGUUUUUCUCCAUCAAAAGCCCCCACAACAACAAUGUUGUCUGAAGUAAAUAGUUCUCCAGUUAGCUCACAAGGAUUCUCCUCUGAGGAAGACAAUACACUUAUAAGGAGAAGUGGUUGUAAUUUCGAUGAUAUUGACAACUUUUCUAUUUGCAUUGAAAGUGAUGACCCAAUGUCAGUUGCAACAAACUUGAUAGUUAAAGAAGAAGUGCAAGAAUCUGAAAAAGACAAUGAUCAAAUCAAAGAUAUUCUUGUCAAAAAUAAUUCAAAAGAAGAUAGAAUACAUGAAAUCAAAUUUUCCAAAAAAUCACCAAAAGAUAAAAAGAAUAAAAAUCUUUCUGCAAAAAAAUUAACACCAGAGAUCAUAUCAACAAGAAGAACUAGGUCAGCACAAUCGAUAUCAAAACCUGAAAAUAAUCAGUUUGCAACACCUUUGACAUUCAAAUCAAACAAAAAUUCAAAUAGCACUAAAUCAGACAUGAACAACUUCACAACACCUUUGAUUUUGAAACCUAAUUCAAACAACCUUACCUCCAAAUCUGAUAUCCAGCCGUAUACAACACCUAUGAUGGAUGAUGCCACAAUGCAACAACUGUUUGAUGAAGCCAAGCAAGCUCCAAAGAAAAGACGGUCAAAGGGAGGAGACAAGCAUCAAAUUAAAGAAGACCUAGAUAAUGAUAGUACUACUGAUUUGAAGAAACACAAAGCAAGAACAUCUUUACUAUGUCCAGAUCAAGUGGAAUCUAACUUUAUUAUUGAUGCUUCAGGAGAUGCCAAGGUUAACAUCACAGACAAUGAGAAAGCAACUGAUUCACAACUGAGCAUGCCAAAGUAUUCAUGUGAAGGAAAUAUGCCUGUUGUUCUAGACUCAGACAAUGAAAAGACUGGACUAUCUGAUUUUGAAGUUCCUUCUCUUCCAACUUCAGGAGCAUAUUUUAGAGUACCUGAUGAGGUUGAGGAUGUAGAGUUGAGUGACUCAGACUCUGACAAUGCAUUAGAGACUUGUAAGUCUAAUAGCGUUUUUUCAGUAAUGGAAACAUUGAAGAGAAUGAAAGAAGCCACAUGGAAACAAAUUUCUCCAAUAAAAUGCAGUCCAGUUAUGUCACCAAAGAUCUUGUCUCCAGCAUUGUCUGGUAUAAGUCAGUUGUCUAGUGCAUCAUCAGAUUCUAAAGGCAGCUUUGUUGAACUAGGACAUUUAAAAGAAGACUCAAAUGAUGCUGAUCCAGGAAACACAGAACCAGUAGUCCAGACAGACAUGUAUCAAAAUAGAAAGAAAACAACAGAAGAAACUGUAUCUAGUCAGCAUAAAGAAAAGCUUACAACUUCACAAAAGCAGGAAUAUCCUAAAACUUACAAAGAAGAUCUGGAAAAACUUUCAAAUAGCUCUGAGAAACAAAAUAUUCCAUUGUCACAUGAUAAUGAUCUAGCAUCAAAGCAGGAAAAUACAUCAAAUGAAGUAAAAAAAGAAACCAUGACCAAAACAGACAUGCUUUCAGACUGUUCUCCAAAAGAAAGCAUAGAGGCAAACAAAGACAGAAAUAAAAUUGUCUUAGAAACAAAAGUAAUCAGAACUAAAAAGAUAACUAGGAUUGCCAGAAGGAAGACACCAAAUAAAAAUCAAGAAAUGACUGACAAGGACAAGCAACCAUUAUGUGAGUUGUUUUAUGAUUUGACUCCACCUGAACAAAAACAUACAAAACAAUCAAACAGGAGAUUAAUAGCAAGUGCAGUUACACCAGGGAACAGCAACUUCAAUUCACUAUUUGAUACAAAGGCAGAAUCCAUCUUUUAGUACUUUAGUAAAGAAAUUCAUUGUUAGAACAAUAAUCAUGAGAAACUUAUGUUAUAUUGGAAAUCUAUAAUAUGUGUUUUGGAUUUUCUUGUUUAAUAUCAGAAGAGGGAUGUUUCAUUGUGACCCAGACAGGCAUUAAAAAUUUCAACAAUGGCUGGUUUUAAGUAUUUUUUUCUGUACAAUAAAUCUGUAAGUGAAAUUGUAAAAUUGCGACUUAAAUAUGGUUAGCUCAUUUUUAAAGCACCUCCCUUGGGUGCCAUGUAUGUUUUACUGGAACACCCCUUCAAAGCUAUUAAAAAAAUGAAGUCCAAGGGUUGGGAGGUUUACAACCCAAAGUGUACAUGUAUAAAAUGUUGGUUUAUUAAUUCAGUUGUUUAAUGCCUCCUAUAAAAGUAUUAUAAUGAAGUCAAUCUCCAUCAUUUAUAUUUUCAUUCAGUAGCUCCUGACCCCUGUUUAAUUAUCUUAUGGCAUAUAAAUAAGAGAAACAUUAUUAUUUAGCAAAUGCUUGUAUGGAAUCAUGAACUACAGUUGAGCCAUUUUAUAUAAUAUAUAUACUUUUGUUAUUACAUGUACUUAGAAAGAGUGU
Mytilus trossulus (common blue mussel) is the source of this 3132-nucleotide messenger RNA. RefSeq lists its product as uncharacterized. Lineage: Eukaryota; Metazoa; Mollusca; Bivalvia; Mytilida; Mytilidae. The record is from RefSeq and is a predicted model, not a curated record. The transcript is spliced from 6 exons. The coding region runs from base 153 to 2546 and encodes 797 amino acids.